AUGACAGCAGCAGAAUUGCAGGAUCCGGAUUCUUCUCCUCAUCUAAAAAUCUGGCUGCUUGUACAGACCAGCUGGGCCACCCCUCUCCUCUUGCAGUUCAGAUUCGCAAUGUCGCAGUCCAACGAUAACCACAGCGUCCACAAGACGCAGUCACCCCCGAUCGAGACGGUCCCUUACGCGUCAGCACCGUACUCCCAAAGGACGGCGGGUCCCGUUGGCGCAUGGGCUGCUCUGCGGCAUCAGUACCUUCGUGAAGCUGCUCUUGAGUUUAUUGGCACUUUCAUGCUUGUAUUUUUUGGCUCUUCGGGAAGCUUGCAAGCAGUGGUAUCCAGCUUCCCUGCUGUGUCCUCAAGCCCGAAAGGAGACAUCGUGACAGGGGUGUUUGGAUGGGCCGCAGGACUCUCGCUGGGUGUUUGGGUGGCGAGUGGCAGUGGUGGUCACAUCAAUCCAGCCGUUACUAUUGCUGUUGCUACGUUCCGUGGCUUCCCUUGGAAGAAAGUCCCCGUGUAUAUUGGCUCUCAAGUUCUGGGUGGUAUCGUUGCCACCUUGAUCUCUUGGGGCAAUUACAUGCAUGCUAUUCACCUUGCUGACCCCGGAAAGACACGUCUCACUGCAUCCUGUUUUGCGAUCUACGCUGGGGACUUCUUGCCUUCGGCCGCUUGUUUCUUCUCCGAGUUCCUUGGUACCUUCCUCUUGGUCUUCGUCAUCCUCGCGGGCCUCGACAAGAAAAACGGUGCCCUUCCAACAGGUCUCCUCCCUCUCAUUCUCUUCAUUCUCUUCAUCGGUAUGGGAAGUGGUCUAGGCAUAAACACUGCAUACGGCCUCAAUCCGGCGCGUGAUUUUGGCCCUCGGAUUGGACUUUCCAUACUUGGUUAUUCCCGAUCCGUCAUUUGGAACUAUCGCUCUCAAUUUUGGAUUUGGUCCGGAAUCAUCUCUCCGAUUUGCGGUGGCGUCGUUGCUGUUGCACUCUACGAUACCUUCAUUUAUACAGGAGACGAUUCGAUCUUGUCGCCAACUGCCCUCUCCGACGCAGAGAUCCCUCUUACAAGGAAUCAUGCUGAGACAGUUUGA
Messenger RNA from Cantharellus anzutake, 1071 nucleotides. Its product is annotated as aquaporin-like protein. The coding region runs from base 1 to 1071 and encodes 356 amino acids. Gene Ontology annotation, cellular component: plasma membrane. The record is from RefSeq and is a predicted model, not a curated record. NCBI's taxonomy places the organism in Eukaryota, Fungi, Basidiomycota, Agaricomycetes, Cantharellales, Hydnaceae. The transcript is spliced from 9 exons. Gene Ontology annotation, molecular function: glycerol channel activity; water channel activity. Gene Ontology annotation, biological process: glycerol transmembrane transport; water transport.